Larimichthys crocea (large yellow croaker) is the source of this 3885-nucleotide messenger RNA. RefSeq names its product transient receptor potential cation channel, subfamily M, member 5 (gene trpm5). The record is from RefSeq and is a predicted model, not a curated record. The coding region runs from base 53 to 3754 and encodes 1233 amino acids. Gene Ontology annotation, molecular function: calcium-activated cation channel activity; ligand-gated calcium channel activity. The transcript is spliced from 26 exons. Gene Ontology annotation, biological process: calcium ion transmembrane transport. Gene Ontology annotation, cellular component: plasma membrane. Lineage: Eukaryota; Metazoa; Chordata; Actinopteri; Sciaenidae.
CAGCCCUUCACAGGUGUGGUUCAGCGGCAGGAGGAGUGUGUUCAUUCCAGCCAUGCAGGAGAGACAAGGCACACCUCUGGGGCCGCUGAAGCCACAGACGAGAUGCCUGCGAUGCGGUGACCCGCUGGAGUGGUCAGAGGAGCACGGUGUCCUGCUGGGCUGUCAGUGCUGCUCUACAGUGGAUGAGACGCUGGAGAAGGUAGCCAGGGGUAUGGCAAGCAGAAUUAAGAAGGAGAAGUGUCACUGGGCGGCUGGGAGAGUGGGCGACAUCGAGUUCAUGGGCCCUACUAAGACUAGAGGAAAGUUUCUGAGGGUGCUCAGCAACACGGACCCGGUGCUGAUCUACCAGAUGAUGACGGAAGAGUGGGGCCUCGCUCCUCCACACCUGGUGGUAGCACUCGUGGGAGGAGACGAGGUCGCUCAGAUGAAGCCCUGGCUCAGGGACACUUUGAGAAAAGGACUUGUGAAGGCUGCACAGAGCACAGGGGCGUGGAUCUUUACUAAUGGCCUUCGUUUUGGCAUCACCAAACACUUGGGCAAGGCGGUCAAAGACCACUCCUUGGCCAGCACCUCCUCUAAAGUCCGUGUAGUGGCCAUUGGCAUUGCACCCUGGAACAUGAUCCACAAUCGAGAGGCGCUACUCUCUGCCAAGGUGGACGAGCCUGCAUCGUACAAGUCACAGGACUUGCCUCAUGGGUCAGUGUAUUCCCUGGAUGACCAGCACUCUCACUUUGUGCUGGUGGAGGAGGAUCCCAACAGACCAGGAGCCACCAGUGAAAUGAGGGUGAAGCUGCUCAAACACAUCUCUCUUCAGCGCACUGGUUAUGGAGGUGCAGGCAGUUUUGAGAUCCCUGUUCUGUGUCUCUUGGUACAUGGUGAACCCAGGAUUCUAAAGAGGAUGUACAAAGGCAUUGGCAAUUCGACACCAUGGCUGAUCCUGGCAGGCUCGGGAGGCGUGGCUGACAUCCUCGUCACGCUGAUGGAUAGGGGCUGCUGGGAUACGGACAGUGUUCAUGAGCUACUGCUGGACACCUUUCCAAAUGCCCACCACAGCACAGACAUCAGUAACUGGGUCAAGCUGAUCCAGAGGAUUCUUGAUCAUGGACAUCUUCUUACUGUCCACGACCCUGAACAGGAGAGCUCUGAGCUGGAUACAGUCAUCCUCAAAGCUCUAGUCAAAGCUUGUAAGAGCCAGAGUCAGGAAGCUCAAGACUUCCUGGAUGAACUGAAGCUGGCUGUGGCCUGGAACAGGGUGGACAUUGCCAAGAGUGAUAUCUUUAAUGGAGAUGUGGAGUGGAAGGCAUGCGACCUUGAAGAGGUGAUGAUGGAUGCGCUGAUUAAUGACAAGCCCGACUUUGUUCGCCUCUUUGUGGACAGCGGUGUGAACUUGGGCGAGUUCCUCACCUACGGCCGCCUACAAGAGCUUUACUGGUCUGUGUCGGAGAAGAGCCUCCUUCACAACCUCCUCCUGAAAAAGUACGAAGAGAAGCAGCUGCUGCUCGGAGCUGCCAGGACACCUGGUCCACCUGGGCACCAUCCGCCUGAGCAAGGGGACCGGAAACCACGCUUCACUCUUUUUGAGGUCGCUAAAGUGCUGAAAGACUUUCUCCAUGACUCCUGCAAAGGCUUUUACCAAAAAAUUCCCACAGAGAAGCCAUCGAAGGGUCGACUGUUCCACAACCAGAAGAACCUGGCCGAGUUAGAGGAAUGCUGCGAACAUCCUUGGAGGGAUCUCUUCCUCUGGGCUGUCCUUCAGAACCGACAGCAGAUGGCUAACUACUUUUGGGCUAUGGGCCCUGAGGCAGUUGCGGCAGCGCUGGCGGGUUGUAAGAUUCUGAAAGAGAUGGCAAGACUGGAAUCUGAAGCCGAAUCUGCACGGAGCAUGAAGGAGGCCAAGUAUGAGCAGUUUGCCCUUGAUGUCUUUGGAGAGUGUUACUCCAACAGUGAAGACAGGGCUUAUGCUUUGUUAGUGAGAAGAACACACUGCUGGAGCAAAUCUACCGUCCUCAACUUGGCAACCGAGGCAGAUGCCAAAUCCUUCUUUGCCCACGAUGGAGUUCAGGCUCUUCUCACAAAGCUUUGGUGGGGGGCGAUGACGACAGACACAGCCAUCUCCAAACUUGUGUUGUCCUUCUUCUUCCCGCCGCUCAUCUGGACCAACAUGAUAAAGUUCAGUGAUGAGGAACUUGAUAACCGUAAUGGCCGCGAGCAGUUUGCAGAGCUGGACAGUCUGGAUACAGAAAAGGCUUUGCUGUUAACUGACGACGAUGAUCCUUUGGACACUCCACCCGGAGGUCCAGCAGCUCAGAGCUGUGCCUCUGUCUGGUGGCGUUUCUUAAUCCGCCGCUGGCGUCGCUUCUGGAGUGCUCCUGUCACCGUGUUCCUCGGUAAUGUCAUCAUGUACUUCGCCUUCCUCUUCCUCUUCACCUACGUGCUCCUGCUAGACUUCCGUCCGGCGCCACCCUAUGGCCCUGGACCCCCAGAGAUAAUGCUCUACUUCUGGGUCUUCACCUUGGUGCUGGAGGAACUUAGACAGAGCUUCUUCACAGAUGAAGAGAUGAGCAUCUUGAAGAAGUUCAAACUCUAUGUUGAGGACAACUGGAACAAGUGCGACAUGGUUGCCAUCUCGCUGUUUGUUGUUGGGGUUUCUUGCAGGAUGGUGAACGGCACCUAUGAGGCAGGAAGGACUGUUCUGGCGAUAGACUUCAUGGUGUUCACCCUACGUCUGAUCCACAUCUUUGCCAUUCAUAAGCAGCUGGGCCCCAAGAUCAUCAUUGUGGAAAGAAUGAUGAAGGACGUUUUCUUCUUCCUCUUCUUCCUGAGUGUGUGGCUCAUUGCGUACGGUGUUGCCACCCAGGCUCUUCUUCACCCAAACGACCCAAGGAUUGACUGGGUGUUCCGCAGAGCCUUGUACCGUCCCUACCUCCACAUUUUUGGCCAGAUCCCCCUGGAGGAAAUUGAUGCUGCUCGCAUGCCUGAAAUCAACUGCACCGAUGACUCAGAUGAGAUUAUCAUGGGCCUGCGGCCGCCGUGCCCCAACCUCUACGCCAACUGGCUGGUCAUUUUACUGCUGGUUAUUUUCCUUCUUGUCACCAAUGUCCUGCUGCUGAACCUGCUCAUUGCCAUGUUCAGUUACACGUUCCAGGUGGUGCAGGGCAACACGGACAUCUUCUGGAAGUUCCAGAGAUACAACCUGAUCGUGGAAUACCACAGCCGUCCAGCACUGGCUCCACCCUUCAUCAUCAUCAGCCAUCUCUCUCAGCUCCUCCUCAGCCUGGUCAAACAGCCCGAGCCCAAACAGGAGCAUCUUGAGAGAGAGUUGCCGGCAGGGCUGGACCAGAGGCUGAUAACAUGGGAGACGGUACAGAAAGAGAAUUACCUGGCCAAACUGGAGCGCCAGCACUGGGAGAGCAGUGAGGAGAGACUCAAGAGUACCUCCUCAAAGGUUCAGAGCUUGCUGAGGGCUGUUGGUGGGUUCAAGGACCAAGAGAAACGACUGGCAACCAUGGAUGCUCAGGUCAGAUAUUGUGGAGAGGUGUUGUCCUGGAUGGCAGAGUGCUUCGCUCAAAGCACACUCAAGUGUGAGAAAGAAGUUCCGAAAGCUCCAUUGUCUCUAACAAGUCCUAAGCCAACCAGCUCCAAGGACGCAGCUCAAAGUCAGCCAGAGAAAGAAGCCAAACAAGAAGGGGGUGCAGCUGAACCAGGUCACCCAGGAUAUGGAGCUAACAAGAAAUUUCCUUACAUUGAUGAGUAGAAGUGACAGUGGUAACUGGUGGCAGCUAAUCAUGAUGCUAUGUGUAAGCCUUUUAGAAUAUUUUGAGGUAUGAUGAGGAUUAAGGGAAGGAAAAUGUUGAUUUGGUUUGAAUGUUGAUUUAAAUUCAUAAA